Molecule: messenger RNA, 1671 nt
Organism: Pistacia vera
Lineage: Eukaryota; Viridiplantae; Streptophyta; Magnoliopsida; Sapindales; Anacardiaceae
Product: protein FAR-RED IMPAIRED RESPONSE 1-like
Exons: 1
Coding region: 1-1671 (556 amino acids)
Biological process (GO): regulation of DNA-templated transcription
Source: RefSeq, a predicted model, not a curated record
AUGAAUCAGGAUAAUCAGUUUGAUGAAGUUGAAGAUAGAGGAAGUGCAGAUGAGGAAUGGGAGCCAAAACCUGGGAUGGUUUUUGAUUCACUUGAUAAUCUUCUCCAAUACUAUAGAAGUUAUGGGAAUAGAAUGGGGUUUGAAGUUAUUAUAAGAUCCUCAAGGAAAGGAGAUGAUGGAGAGAUGACAAACGCAGCACUGGCUUGUUCUUGUAUUGGGAAGUCGAGUAGUAACACCCGAAAUGCUUUUAAAUUAUACCCAGUGACAAAGACGGAUUGUAAGGCUCGGGUUGGUGCAGCCAUACGUGGUAAUGGAAAAUGGAAAAUAUGUUCAGUGGGGUUGAAUCAUAACCAUGAGCUUAGUAGCCCAACGAAAACUAGAUAUUUCAGGAGCAAUCUUGGUAUACAACCAUACUUGAAAAGGAGACUUGCAGUAAAUGAUACGGCCGGGAUUAGGCCGAAUAAAAAUUUCAAUUCCAUGUUAGUUGAAGCAGGCAGUCCUGAGAAUUUGACUUUCUUGCAAAAAGAUUGUAGGAACUAUAUUGAAAAAGUUAAAAGGAUGCGACUUGGUGCCAGGGACGCUUAUGCAAUCCAAAAAUAUUUUUUAAAGAUGCAAAAAGAUAAUUCAAAUUUCUUUUACAUGAUGGAUUUAGAUGAGAAGGGUCAAUUACAGAAUGUUAUAUGGGUGGAUGCAAGAAGUAGGGCUACAUUUAAGGAAUUUGGCGACGUUGUCACAUUUGACACUACAUACUUGACCAACAAGUAUGAUAUGCCAUUUGCGGCGUUUGUUGGUGUUGACCAUCAUGGGCAUUCAACACUCUUAGGUUGUGGGUUAAUCUCCCAUGAGGACACGGAGACUUUUGUUUGGCUUUUUGAAUCUUGGCUUGCAUGUAUGUGGAAUUGUGCUCCAAAUGCAAUAAUCACUGAUCAAGACAAGGCAAUGCAAAAUGCAAUUGAGAUUGUGUUUCCUGCUACACGGCAUAGCUGGUGUUUGUGGCAUAUAAUGAAGAAAUUACCAGAAAAGUUAAGGGGUUACAGCGAAUACGAACGUAUUAAGUUUGCUUUGCAAAAUGCUGUGUAUGAUUCAUUGACACGUGAGGAGUUCGAUCAACGUUGGACUGGAUUCAUUGAUAAAUACAACCUUCACAACAAUGAGUGGUUACUUGGACUGUAUAAUGAAAGACAACAUUGGGUGCCAGCGUUUGUAAAAGACACCUUUUGGGUAGGUAUGUCUACCACUCAAUGGAGUGAAAGUACGCAUGCAUUCUUUGAUGGGUAUGUAAAUUCUAAAACCACUUUGAAACAGUUUGUAGAACAGUAUGAGAAUGCAUUAUGUGAUAAAGUAGAAAAAGAAAAGGAGGCUGAUUUUAGAUCAUGGAAAUCAUGGAUUCCUUGCAUAACCGGUUAUCCAAUGGAGAAACAAUUUCAGGAGGCACACACGACUGCAAAAUUCAAAGAGUUUCAGCAAGAGCUUACUACUAAGUUGCAUUGUGAGAUAUCUUCUUUCUGGACCACUGAAUCUGAAAUAGAAUAUAUUGUAAAGGAAGUUGUCGUGGUUGGGGAGACAUGUCGUAGUGUGCUUUUUGUGGUUUGCUAUAAUGAUCAUGGUUGUGAUGUUCGUUACAACUGUCGAUUGUUNCUUAUCUGUUUUGACAGUCUUGACAUAAGCUGA